Pyrenophora tritici-repentis Pt-1C-BFP is the source of this 1347-nucleotide messenger RNA. RefSeq lists its product as uncharacterized. Gene Ontology annotation, molecular function: serine-type endopeptidase activity; tripeptidyl-peptidase activity. Gene Ontology annotation, biological process: proteolysis. NCBI's taxonomy places the organism in Eukaryota, Fungi, Ascomycota, Dothideomycetes, Pleosporales, Pleosporaceae. The record is from RefSeq and is a predicted model, not a curated record.
AUGAGCUUGAUCGUCACCUCCAAGAGGUGUCUGAUCCAGACAGUUAGCGAUAUGACCAGUACCUCACAGCCGAAGAACAUUGGUUUCGCAAACUACCUCGAUGAAAUCCCCAUCCGGCCCGACGCUGAAGUCUUUCUCAAAAAAUUCCGCCCAGAAGCCAUUUCGCAAGCCUCCGCCUUUACCCAGAUAUCCGUUGCUGGCGGCCCCGUCCAAGAUGGCCCGCUCACAGCCAACCAAACGCGCGACAAGAAAAGCUUCAAGGCAAACCUCAACAUCCAAACUAUUAGCGGCUUCGUCUGGGAGAUGCCCAUCACGUCCUAUUCCACCGGCGGCCGCCCGCCAUUUAUACCCGAAUCCCCCGGCCAGGCAAACAACAACGAGCCGUAUCUCGUUUGGCUCGACUACCUGGUACAGCAACAAGACAUUCCAAAGGUGAUCAGCACGUCCUACGGCGAGCCCGAGCAAUCCGUACCGCGCGCGUAUGCCGAGCGCGUCUGCCGCCAAUUCGCACAAGUCGGGGCGCGCGGUACGUCGCUAUUUUUCCCGUCUGGCAACUCGGACGUCGGCAGGGAUAGCAAGUGCUUCACCAACGAUGGCAACAAUACGUAUCAGUUUAUGCUGACUUUCCCGGGCGGGUAUCCGUAUGUGACGAGCGUGAGUGCGACGAUGGGCUUUGCGCCCGAGGAGGUCGCGUAUCUCCCGCCGUCGAACGCGUCGCUUGGGAAUUAUUUCGCGCCGGGGGGCGGGUUUGGUAACUAUUUUGCGCGGCCGGCGUGGCAGGAGGGUGUUGUACCGAAGUAUGUCGAGGCACUGGGGGAGAAGUAUAAGGGGUUGUAUAAUGCUAGUGGACGCGGGUGUCCAGACAUCGCGGCGCAGGGGGUGAAUUUUGCGUUCUUUUGGAACGGGACUGAAGGUGUGACGUCGGGGACGUCAGCGGCGACACCGCUUGCUGCGAGUGUGUUUGUGCUCGUGAACGAUGCGUUGAUAGCGGCUGGGAGACCUACGCUGGGAUUCUUGUACCCGUGGUUGUAUAAGAAGGGAUACAAGGUCCUUAACGAUAUAACCAAAGGUACCAAUCGAGGUUGUAAUACCGAAGGCUUUGCGGCAGGUGAAGGCUGGGAUCCACGAGCGAUCAAGGAUGUUCACUCGUGGGGUCAGAAGACCAUGAGAUGUUUUGGUGAGAUCUUGACAAAAGGUGACCGCUCGCUUGUGAAUACCGUCACCGUGGCAUUUAACUGGUUCACAUUGACGCUCCUCUAUAUUUCCAUUCGGGACAGCUACUGGGACAGCUGUCACAAGACCCAAGAACGCAGCACAAACAACGAGGAACUUCAUUGUAAAAAUUGA